UCUGCAGAAGCCGAACACGAAAAUAAAUAAAUAAACAACCCGCACGCGACGGGGCCAAGCAGCACACCGCCGGCAACGAGCAAAGCAGCAGCAGCAACAACAACAACAACAAAUAACAAUAACAAAGAGCAGAGACGAGACAACAACAGCAGCAGCAGCAGAAUACUAAGCACCACUCCCCCCGGGCGCUUCCAUCCCACCACCACCACCAUCGCAGGCGAUGGCGGCGGCGACGAAGCUGAGCGAGACGCGGGCGGACCCCGGCGCGGCCUUGACGAUGACCGUGUACUCUGCUCCGGACACGCCGGCCUCAAGCUCAGCCUCCUCGACCUCCUCCACCUUAACCUCCUCAAACUCGACCGCCACGUCAACCGCCUCCUCCUCCUCCUCGUCCUCCUCGUCAACAUCGUCAACCACGUCCCCGCCCGCCCUCGCCCGCCUGGAAGCCCGCGACCUGGCGUACGUGGUCCGCCAGCGGCGGGUGACGGUGGGUCGCAACUCGAGCCAGGGCGACGUGGACGUGGACAUGGGCCACUCCACCUUCAUCUCGCGGCGCCACCUCGAGCUGCUGCUGGAGGGGCCCGCGUGCCUGCUCCGCUGCCUCGGCAAGAACGGCGUCUUCGUGGACGGGGUGUUCCAGCGACGCGGGGCGACGCCGAUGCAGCUGCCGCGCACGUGUACAUUCCGCUUUCCCAGCACCAAUAUCCGGCUGACAUUCCGGAGCCUCUACGACGAGAGGAAGGAGGUGGCAGAGUUGACGCCGAGGCCACCCUCUCCCAUGAAGCCGCUGCAGACCAACGUCUCACCACUGGCGAUCAACAUUCCGGAUCCGGCCAUGGACUUUGUGAGCCCCUUGCCAUCUCCCACGGGCACCAUCAGCGCCGCCAGCUCGUGCCCAUCAAGCCCGCGAGGCGCCGGUUCCUCGGGCUACCGGCUGGGACGCGGCGCCGCACCGGACCUGCAGCUCGUGGCCGAGUACGCGGCACAGGCGGCCUGCGAUCAGGAGAAGGACGCUACGUCGGAAGGCGACGGUCCCAAGGAUGAGUCGAAGCCACCCUACUCCUAUGCCCAGCUAAUCGUGCAGGCCAUCACAUCUGCCCUUGACAAGCAGCUGACACUCAGUGGCAUCUACGCUCACAUCACCAAGCACUACCCCUACUACCGGACCGCAGACAAAGGGUGGCAGAACUCGAUCCGGCACAACCUGUCGCUGAACCGCUACUUUGUGAAGGUGCCGCGCUCGCAGGAGGAGCCGGGCAAGGGCUCCUUCUGGCGCAUCGACCCCCCAUCGGAAGGCAAGCUCGCUGAGCAGGCCUUUCGCAAGCGGCGACAGCGCGGCGUGCCCUGCUUUCGCACGCCCUUCGGGCCCCUCUCCUCCAGGACCGAGAGCGCGCCACCCUCGCCCACACAGGGGGUGCUGCUAUCGCAGCCGUCGAGUGGCGUGCAGACCCCCGACAGCCUGUCCCGCGAGGGCUCGCCGGUGCCCACGGGGCCCGGUGAGAACGACGGCCCUGCGCCCACGAACACCGCUGCCGCCGCCGCCGCCGCUGCCGCCACCGCCACCGCCGACCCUUCCAGGCUCCCGUCUCUCCCAGAGUCGCGGUGCUCGCAAAGUGCGCCUGGGUCCCCUGUGUCCAGCCCGCCUCUGGUGGUUCAUCAUCAGCUGCCGCCGGUUGUCAGCAAACCCGUCAGCUACGCAUUAGCCACGCCGGCACCCAGCUCCCAGCAUUCCGUGCGGCAUGCAGCGUCACCCUCAUUACAAGCCGCCAAGAAUUCCGUUCUCCAAGUCAUGUCGCUCCACUCCGCGCAUUCCCAGAAGCCACUUCUGCACAUUUCCCAAAACUCCGUGCUGCUUACCACAGCGGUGCCUGUCUCCCAGAAUUCCAUGCUGCAGGUAGUGACGCCUGCCAGCCAGGUCUCCGCAAAUUCUGUGUGCACCUAUCCCGGUGUGACCAACGGGUGCAUUCCCAAGGCUUCGCAAGGGGACGAGGAUGGAGAUACGAAAGAUGAGACGGAAUCAAAGCCGUUUGUGGCGAUCGCCCCCCAUGGGGGCGUUAUUCAAGUUGUACCGCCUUCCCACAAUCCCACGGGGCAAGUGGUGGCAGUCGUGAAGCCUUCCCAGAAUGCCCUGUUGCAGGGGCCUACGGUCGGCUCGCUGGGCGGCGUGGGGUGUGCGCAUGAUGCGGGGAGCAGCGAUGCUGGCGGCCGUGUGGCCGUGCCAGUGUCGCAGGGAGUGGCUGUGGUGACGCAGACACCUCACAGCCAACAGCAGCAGCUGGGCCCAGGCACAGGCAGCAGCAGCAGCAGCGUCCACCACAAUGGGUCCCAUGCAGCAUCCAUCUCCCAGUUUCAGCAAAAUCACGGCGGCGAGCGGCGGCCCGAGGUCAAACCUCCGUCGCUGCUGGCGUCCAAGCGCGCCGCCACCACGAAUUCUCACGGCGUGGGCCUUCCGGCCGACUCGGAGCCCGAAAGGAAACGUGCGAAAUCCGAGGGCGUCGGCAAUGGGAGCGAACCGCUCCCCCCUCAGGCCGAGAAGAGUAGUCACGUUGUCGAGCAAAACUCCAAAAACUGAGGUGGGGGGGCGUGGCCCCUACCGUCGUCGGCGGCGGCGGCGGUGGUGGCGAGGGUGGCGCACCCCCUGAGCUAGGGCGUCUGCCUUCCACCCCCCCCCGCCUUCCCCCGCGCGUGAGACUUAGAGUCACCGGUGCAUAUACCACUUGUGUAUUUUUGCCACUUUUAACGUGCUUCGGUGCCAAAAAAUAUAUAUAUAUCCUAUUUUUGGAAAUAAAUGUCAUGGCAGGGCACUCUAUAAAGUGUGAAAUAAACAGAAAUACGACAAGUAUGUUGGUGGAAAAAAAACUAUUUUUCUCAUUAAUUGACUGGCCUUGCACAUGAUGUUUGUUUGCAACUCUCAAAUCAAAAGUUUAGAACUCAGUUGUAACUGAGGAAAUGUGAUUAUCGUUGCCCAACAGCAGCAAAUUUCGUCAGCUUUAGUGUUGGAGCAAUUUGGUUGUAACAGUUACGCAUUGUGAUUUUUAACACAGUGAUGUGCAUACGUGUUACAGUAUUCCGCAUUGUGUUUUUUCGUUUUUUUUCGUAACAAAACAGUGAGUAUAACAAUGCAACAUUUCAGUGUGUGUAAUCGCGAGAAGAGCUAUUUCAAGUCAGCCCAUUCGACUUGACAACGCUGCAGUGUCUUGUCCUCGUGUUUACCGACUCUCUCACUCUCUUCGAGUUUCAUAUUUAUUUAUUAUUAUUAUUAAAAAAUCCUAUUAAAGUGGCAGCAAAUUAGGAUGGUAGUAUAUCAUACGAUUUGUGUUACGGUUAGUUAUUUGGUAGUUUUAUUUUUUAUAUCAAUAAAAUAUUAACAAAUAGUAUUCGUAAAUUUUGGCUCUGUUGACCGCAACAGUUGAGAUAUCUGACAGAAGCAAGGAGGCAAUGGCAUCAUCAGCCUUGGAGCUUGAUGACCUCUUGCCCUUUUUUUUGUACUGUUACCGAUUCCUUUUUUCUACACCUGAAAUGCUCUUGGUCCCUUAAAACACAUCGCAGAGAGACUCUGGAGUUAGGAACAGCGACGUAGGCGAUGCAGUAUUGUGCACACUUUAGUUGCAGAGAGCAUUUUUAUAUUUUCCAUGCAGUCCUUUUGGCGGUGUGCAGCAUUUCACUGACCAGGCAGUCGCUGGUAGACCUGUUGCUUUGCGUUUGUUAUUUAACAAAAAAGGAAAUCAUAUAGAUUACAAUGGCCAUCACCUAUUACUUGCUGAGCUUUCUGAACGUUUUUUGUGUGCGUGUCGUAAGAAGCUGUCGUUCUUUUGCAUGUGCGCCCGUCUUUUAGUACGCGGUCGUUGUCGUUCGAGGGUCGGCGAGUUACACCCUUGGGGUGGUGUCGCCUUGUGCGGCCCACCCUGCUUCCGGAGCUGAGCACUGUGGGAUAGCGGCCUCCCGACUUUGGACGCAAAGAAUGUGUGCGCUGCCCGACUUUUUAUCAGAUGCACACUGCGGCGAGGAACCUACCUUACAUUUAAUUUCAUGUGGCCCAUGGCCAAGAGGCUUGCCACUUUGCAAUGGCCCGCCAAAUGAUAUUUAUUCAUCAUUGUAAGCAUCCCAGCUGCACUUAUCGGGUACCCGACAAAUAUUUUUUGACCAGGUAAUUCUGUUUUACAAUACUAGCUUGCUUGGUUACUACUGUCAAUUCAAGGGCCUAUCUAUCCUCGGUUGACGCCUACGUUUGCUUUUGUGUUUGUUGGUUAAUGAUUAGGUGCGUGUUAAUGUUUGGCUGCCUGCCAAAGGUAUUUGAAAGUUCUUUCCGGCCCUCUGUAAGUUAAGGGCUUCUCCCAUCCCUGCGAUAGAGCAAAGUCCAAAUUGUGAUUUCUACGUAAGGCAGUGUGUGUCAGUAUUCAGGGUCCUGUCGCCUCCUUGGGGGAGAAGUAAUUCGGAACCAACUGCCCCCCCCCCCGCCCCCGCUUUAUUGACUUCGCCCCGAGCCGUCUUGCGAGCACUUGAAAGCAGUGCGCUGAUGCAAAGGGCCAUCGUACACGUCCCCCGAAUGUUCGUUAGGAAAGUAGCACUGCAGGAGGUGGCCAGGUGGUGGCUCGGAGCACGGAGCGCUGAGCUGGCACUGCUGAGAUCCUGGUUUCAAAUCCAGAUUUUAGCUGCAAGUCAACCGGGUUCUCAAGUGCAGUGGUUUGAUGGUCUCAGUCUGCUCACCAGUGACUGCACUAAAAAAUUGAUGGUAUUAAAUUUAGUUUUGCACUUAAUCUGCUGGAAUGCGACUGAUAAAAAAAACACAUUGGUUCCACUGCCAUGCGAUGCGGGAAAGUGGGAACGGUUCAAAUCACAUGCCGUGAUGCCGUUAGCACAAUAUGAAAAACAAUGGGGGAUUUCAUUUAUUUUUUUACAAGUGGAAAACAACAAGGCAGCGGUUGCAGCCUGCACUUUAAUAGAUGCCUGCAUUCACCCCACUUUCAAUCAUUGUCCUGGGAACAAUAAGUAUAAGUGGCUGGGCGGGAGACCAUGAGAGCCACGGGGUCCCAUUGCCUGGCAUUGGAUAACCCAAAAUGUAAUUCCUCUUUGCUGACAAUACGUUUUUGAAUUAACUCCAUCCUCAGCGAGAACCCUUUCCAGGUUAGUCCCAUGCAGUGUUACAUUCAGUUUCAUUAAACAAUAGGGGCGGGCGGGGGGGGGGUGAACAAUCCACUCAAGGAUAAUGUGGAUUGUGUUUCCUGGCACCUGCUUGUCAUUAAUUUUCUUGACCCCGGCAGAACAAUAUAUAUUCACAAGGGUGAAUGCGAUAAGAUUGUCUUCUUUUGUUCCUUAAAAAAUGUGGAUCGGUUUCCAGGAAGCGUAUUUCUCAUCGCACUAACCUAAUUCGCACAUUCUUUAAUUUCUCGCCACUUGGGGGGGACGAGAAAGCAAAUUCAUCGGAUGCUUUCGAGCGCUGCGCACAGCAACGCCGUUGCUUUGGCACUGCAAGCUGGCAUGGAAACAGGAAUGAUGAUCGGUUGUCUCGGCGGUGUUGUUACACCAUCACAGCGGUCGCACCUGCUCCCGUAAUUCUUGCCUUUAAACUGUAGCUGGCGAGUAUGGAUAAGGAUUUGCAUCCGUGGGACACUUAAGGGCCUCUGCAUCUCAAAGCGCCUGACAUCAUCACCUCUCGACCAUCCCAAUGCCCGUGCUUGCAGCCUAGCCAAGAGCACCGUCGGUGGCACGCGGUCACCGUGUGGCACAUGUUUUCAUCAUAAUGGAGACUUUAAUGGGUCAUCAUUCACUGUACUUGUACAGCCUUUUGGUUAGUCCACUGCUGAAUAAGGGCCACCCCAUACCUGUGCAGGUCCUGAGAGAUGUUUGACCACAUCCCGAGUUCACCAGCGCUGGUCAACGUUUGUUGACCAGCGUGCUGCACUGCCCUCUACUGCCCACAAAGGCCUAUGACACCCCAUUUGUGUGUGGUGGUCACCCAUCCAGACAAUUCAAGCUCAAACCCUGCUUAACUUCUGGUAUCUGACAUAAUUUGGAUGUGCCAUCAUUCAUUAGAUUGCCACGUGAAAUAGCCAAGAUCGUAUUGAAAACGUUUGGCCUUCUUAUCGCCCGUGGUGAAAACGCUCGCUUAAGUUAAUUUUGUUUCUCCGUUCACUUUUUCCCCCAUGUGCGUUUCUCUCUCAGUACCAUGUUUAAGUAGAAAACAUCGUUAAAUGCCUUCACUUAAAUAGGCAACGUACACCUUGAGUCACGGUGGAAUAUUGUAGGUUAAUAUCUAUUACACUUUCGUUUUACAUGCUGCGAAUGAUAUGGUUUCCUUGAAGGCCCCUUGCAAUGCUCUCGUUUUUGUAUGCACCAAGGCUGCGUAACAUGAGUAACAUGAGUAACAUUACACUGAGGUCUGAAUCCAAUCCAGUACCGACAUUGCCAGGAUCACACGUGACAUGGCGGUCUAUUUACCUUGAUGGUAUGAACGUGUAACGGUUACUUGCAGCAACCGCGCCUUAGUUUUAACUUUAAAAAAACCUUGUAUUUUUUUUCUUUUACGCAACAAAAUAGCGGAUCAAAUUUGUUAACGUUCGAAACGUUUACGUAAUGGUUGGGGAUGCACGCUCUUGUUGCACGAUUAUUUUAUGGUUGUGUAAAGCGGGUGCGUCUGUAGUUGAUAAUACAAUGAAGGCUGUAUUUAGAUCAGUUCAUCGGUUUACUCGAGUCAUGAGUAAAGUCAAAGUACUCUCCUUACUCAAACGAGCAUUUGGGUGGCGCUCAUCUCUGCUGGUGAACACUGAGGCAGCAGUGGAAGUUGUACGUUUCUAUGCCAGAGGACAGUCUAUCCAUAGAGCAACCAUUGUGUUGACUUACUACAAAGCGUGAUGUACGUUUUUAAACGUUUGCUCGCGAGUGCUGCAUUCUAAUCGCAGCGCCACCUUGCCACAUUACCGUGUAAUAAUAGCUUCCCGUGUAAUAAUAACUUGCCGUGUACAAAAGUCGAGAAAAAUGCUGGUGAGAACAAUUGGGCACCUUCUGUACGGCGGAGUGUCUGCACGCUCCCCAAUUCCUCACUGGAGAGCGGGCGGCCGCCCUAAAAUAAACGGGCUAAACCUUAAGUGGCUCAAGCCACGUUGUUUGUUUUUUUUCUUGACAGUGAUGGUCAACAGCUUUCUGCGUUGACUAAUUGGGAGCAUGUCAACGGCCACCUAAUGAAACGCAGGCUCAUGGUUUAGCGACUAAAGCCCCAUUUUUGUUUUCUGAUGGUGGCCAUUGACAUCGCGCCGUUCUAUAAUGAAGGGAUUUGUACUUGUCGACGACUGCCUAUGAAAGUCGGGUUUAAACCAAGUGAUGAAAGCCCCGAUUUUUCUUCAAAGUGAUUAAACAUAUCUGGCUUCAAACUAAACGCUUACACGCAAGCUAGCCACAAUGCAUACUCGGUGUUUGUGCAGUCGGGUAAGGCUGUUGUUGUUCACUGGAACUGACCCGAUGUCGUGUUGCUUUGCCAUGUUCCUGACUUUCUAAGUGUUAAACUUAUGGUCAUCAUGUUUUCCCCGAAUGGGUGAUGGACUCUAUAUUUGAAGCUUUCGUGACUGCAAGGAUUCAUACUCUUUGUUUUUUUCGGUAAAGUCACGUAGGUAAAAAAAAUGAAAACUAAAUUAAAUCACGACGUUUUGGGCACAACACAAGCGUCCUCCUUCAGGUGGAGACACUCUUAAGCAUUUGUGCUUUCGCUACGUUGUCCCCACCUGAAGAAGGACGUUUGUGUUGCGCCCGAAACGUCGUGAUUUAAUUUAGUUUUUCAUUUACUUUGUUUAUUUUUUUACCUACGUGACUUUACCGAAAACAACAAAGAGGGUGAUGGACUCCUUUGGGAGGGACGUCCGUUGAAUGUUCAGUAGUCUCGGGUUACUAAGGUUGUGAUAACGCAGGGGAUCAUCAGUCUCAUGAUACAAUGAUAAAAUCAUGCAUGUAGAAUGGAUUGAUUUUCUUUCCGUAUACCUUGUAACGAGUCGUCGUGACCCGCUGCGUCUACCCGUGGCCGCCAGAUCACCACAAGAGACAAAUCUCCACCCUGGAUCUGGUGCAUUGAUGAAUUGAUGUCGAGCGCCAGAGCUUGCGUUACACGUGUCAAAUAAUGUGCUGUAGAAUCGACGUUUACAUCAUCGUGCUGUCAAACCCCAAUGGUUGAAGAUGUGUGGUGGCCCUCGCACUGAUGAUGUCUUAUCGGCGAAACGUGCCCCCCCCCCCUCUGACGAAUAGUGAAGAACACUGCACUGCAGGUGCUACCGUACACUGCAAUGUUAUACAUUUUUUUGUAGAUAGCAUCAUUGAAUCCUGAUCCUCUUUCGUGACAAUCGAUACAAUCGCCAAGAGGAGGGGAAUGAUUUCCAUGCCGAGUACAUACCUAUUAUUAUUGUAGCCACAUCUUCACAAUAAUCAGCUAAUUUGUAUUAUGUUUGUAUGUCUGGAGAACUUGUCCAGCACCACUCCACCAGUUUGAAGGAACAAAAUGUAAUUUGAAAGUUUUGCACGUGCAGUUCGUAUAAAUGAUGGCAAUUAACCCCCGUCCCCAAAAGAUAUAUUGAAGUCAGCCGAUUCAGCCAAGCACUGCAUAGCCACUCCCGUUCGCUAUAACUGACGUGGCCCAGUCAUAGGACAUUCGAUGCUUGUUGCAGAGGUUUGCAGUUUGAAUCCAGAAUGCUGCCCUAGUUGGUAGUGAGGGUGUAUUAACCGUGAAAUACUCCGCGCCGCCCGUUUCGCAGUGGAUGGUUAACAUCCUGUGGUGUAAUUUAAAUACGAGUUGGGCCAUUGUGUGCCGGUUUCGUGGCUCAAAAUCAGCCAGGUUUAAACAAUUACUUCGCUAAUUCGUCAAUUUGGGAAAAACGUGGCAAUCGUCGCCCCCCCUACUGCAAGAAACUUAGCGAGACCCUCCUGGAAAAGGGUCUCGCGCCGUGAAUGGAGUUUCGCAUGCUGGGGCGGCGCUAGCCGUGGAAUGUCAACGGUGCUUCCCACGAGUAAUCUGUCGGGCUAAUGGAAGCUCGGCGGCAGAUUUUGGUAUAGCUUAACAUGCAUUGCACCACCUCUGUUUAUAUCAAAAGCCUGCCCUUCGUGGUUAGAUUUUUACGUUCAAAAAGGGCACAUUUAAAUACCGCAUUCCACAAGCAUCUGCCAGAUUAGGGUAUUAUUAUUUUUGUAUUACUUUUUUUUAUUAAUAACUGCACCAUUUAGGUGAAAUCAUGGUCCUUCGUGCAUGUCCCCUUUCGUUCAAUGAUCAGCUGGGAAUAACACUGUGAGACAGGAAGGGGGGGGGGGGUAUACUUGGAUCGUGUAACAAACGCAAAUGAGAGACGUCCAUAGUGACUGUUGAGAAAAAGUGUGCUUUGGCAGCACACAUCACCAGAAUGAAGGAUGAUUGGAAGAAACUGGUGAUGGAAUGGCAGGCAAAAGAGUGAAUGUGUCCGAGAGGAUGACCAUGUAGAGACGGCGGCAUGAGAUACAUCCAUGUGCACGAGUGAGAUGGGUUGUAGCACGGAUUGUGUCACAGAACCAUGAGAGAUGGGUGACGGCAUAGGUGGUGAGGCCUUCAUUCGACAAUGGUCGAUGGUGAAUCGGUGUAUUUCGCUUUAUUGAUAUGGCCCUCGUAGAUGUCUUAACUUUCAGUUUUGUCAUAUUUGCAAAUUAAGCGUGUGCGUGCAACUCAUAUUACUCUUCAGUUAUUCUUGAUUCCAUCGUUCAAGCUGCUUCAAGGUUAAGGGAAUGAUCUUUUCAAGCCUCCACUGAGAUAUUGGGAAACUCCCUGCUCUGUACUUGGAAAGCGACCACCGGGGGCCUGCCCAGUUGUUUGUGGGCGAUGGGGGACGUAAGAUGGCCAUGAGAUGGCAGUGCUGAGACUUACCAACCCCCCCCCCCCCGCCCCCCCCACAUAUAGCGUGGUGGGUUUCCUCUGGACACUGUUUUUCUCUGACAAGGACACAUUCAAUGUAAUUGUCCAACCAUCCCAGUGCAGGAACUUCCUGGAAAAAAAAAACAGUCCAGAGACUUUUCUUGAGUGAAUACUUGCAUUUGUUUUAAUGGUUUCGUUUCCCUCCCCCUUCACCAUGUAUUGAUCUACACUGUGGGUAAUGAUAUGGAGUUUGGUGUGAGGCGUGGUGCAGUGAUGACACUUGGAGGCUGCCAUCAUUUGUUUUGCCUUUUUAUUUAUUUGUGACCCACGAUCGUAUUUCAUUUUGUUGUCGCCAUUGCGCUGAGGCAACUUUACGAGUGAGCAGUGUGACGCCGUGCCAGAGAUCGGGCCCUACUUCUGAGGUCGCCUAAAUUGUCCUCUUAUCAAAAAUAGGAUACCCUGCAAAGAGCGUCGUUCAUAUAAAUUAAACCAAAAUAGUUAUCGGAGGUGAAAUGUACCAAAUUAAGUAACAAAAACAAACCAAAUGUAAUAAGCGUAAUUAUUGUGCAGUCAUUGGUGACUCAUUCUGAGACCAUCAACUCGUUGAGCUUGAGCACUUGGUUCUAGUCACAGGUGGCUGAACCCAGGAUUCAAACCCAAGAUCUCAGCACUGCUGGUUCAUUGCUUCGAAUUGGGCAACACCUCAUUUUCACUGUACACCUGAGCCAUGCCGAUCUGACUCGGCACAGCCCCCGAGCAGCCGUGGUGCUUGAUGUCGCGUGCAGCGAACGUAGGUUGCGUCGGGUCCGUUAAUGUUCAACGAUUGACCCCUGGCCCGGCACGACCCCUGUCUUGUGAGGCCAGUUGUCACGGUUUGGUUCUGGCUCGCAAAAUAGCCAGUGGGAAAACAGACCAGUACCGUGAGGGCCCCAUGCUGGCUUGGCUCAGAUGUGCCAGUGGAAAAGGGGCAUACAAGUCCCACUGAGUAACUCGGUCACUUCUCGUCUCUCGGUGUCAGCGAUGGGCUCAUUGAUCUGCACUCAUCCAGCGUUACCCAUGGAUUUACUUUGGAUAACGUUACCUUCAGUUUGUUUUUUUGUUGCCGAGAGAGAGGCCUCCUAAUGAUCAUGUAAUGGCCUAUGUCAUUAAAUUUUUUAAGUAUGCACACAGAAAUACAGUCUGUAUGUGUAUACAAACACUAUAUAUACAAUUGUGUACUUUUACAUGGUUCUCUGUAUAUGAAUGAAUUUGUAUUUAAUAAAUACGUGCACACAUGCCGAGUACAGUACUACGCGUAUGCCGAAGUUAGCAUAGUGCAUUCGACUCCUUUCCUGAAGGAGAAAGAAUCUUUUUGAGUUUCGGGUUUGGGCUUCACUUACAUUUCAAGUCGUCGUAAUUGAAUUGCACUGUCACUUCGACGAUUUGGGCUGCAGUGAUUAACGAACAUUGACGAAUCGCGACAACGGACACCUUGGCGUUUUGUAAAAAUGCGAGUGCAGCUUUUUCGGUUCUCGUGUUCCUCCCCUCUUGAGUUGCCAUACGGUGGGUUGCAUAGAUUUUGCGGCAUUUGCCCAGACUUUUGUGGCAUUGCCCCGCUGGAUUCGCAAGUCGUUAAAGAGGUCUGACGUUUGUACAUUUUCAUCAAUUUUUUUUGUAAGGCUACGAUUUUGUCACGAGAGGUCACGGUUGGGGAGGGGGGGGGGCGCGGGAUUAAUAAAUUUGAAUGACGUCUGCGAAAUCUUGGAAAUGGCUGUAGAAUCCGCACGUCCUUUAUUUCCUUGCAUGGAUACCAUACAUAGGGGACGGGGUGGGUUGGUGGCGGCAGGGUCGGUGGGAACAACCUCGCCUUAUUUCGUGAAAACAUUUUUUGGGUUAUUUUUUUUGUUCGUUGCAUCGGCUAUGAAUUUUACAAACAAAAGGUUUACCGUGCCAAAAUUGUAGCCUUAAUUAAGGGGGUUGACUGCGUGCCGAAUGGAGAGACGCUAUUAAACACGGAGGCAAUGUCACCACGAGAACUGUAGUAAGUAACAAAAAAA
Petromyzon marinus (sea lamprey) is the source of this 11889-nucleotide messenger RNA. NCBI's taxonomy places the organism in Eukaryota, Metazoa, Chordata, Hyperoartia, Petromyzontiformes, Petromyzontidae. The record is from RefSeq and is a predicted model, not a curated record.